Molecule: messenger RNA, 1503 nt
Organism: Trichosporon asahii var. asahii CBS 2479
Lineage: Eukaryota; Fungi; Basidiomycota; Tremellomycetes; Trichosporonales; Trichosporonaceae
Exons: 1
Coding region: 1-1503 (500 amino acids)
Biological process (GO): proteolysis
Molecular function (GO): calcium-dependent cysteine-type endopeptidase activity
Source: RefSeq, a predicted model, not a curated record
AUGAACCACCCCAACGUCCCCGUCGAGGUCACCUACCCCAUCGGCCCCAACACCGGCACCGUCAAGGACUUUAUCGACUCUGGCAAGAUCCCCGUGUGGAACGGCACGCGCGACCUGCUCAACGGCCAGCUGCCCGCCAACCUCGGCGACGCGAGUACUUCCAAGGCGGGUGCGACGGGCCAGUUCGGUCCCGAGCAGGGCACGAACAGCAACGCGGCUGUGUUUCGAUACCACGGAUCUGUCGUUGCGCGGCAGUACAACCCAGACCUGCAGCUGAAUCUCUCCAUCGGAGCCGCCGACUACGAGGGCCGCAAGCUCGACCUGACCGCGCAGCCCGAUCUGCCCCUGCCCAACCCCGACCGCCAGCUUCGGUGCGAGUACGCGUACGAGCACGUGCUCGGCGGUAACGGCACCACGCCCAAGGGCGCCCUGUGGGCUUUGGAGGGGUAUGUCGACCUCGUGGCUGCCGACGUGCGGCAGGGCGGUAUCGGGGACUGCGGGAUGGGUGCGGCCGUCCAGGCCCUCGCCGCGGGCGGAUGGACGCGGUACCUCACGCGCAUGUUCCUGAAGCGGUUCGACACGCCGAAUGCCGGGGAUCGCAACAUUGUCGCCGUCUUCAGGCGCGACGGCAAAGUCCAGCCUGUCCUCAUCGACGACCAGCUGCCCACGCUCCGCAACGCCAAUCCCAACUGCUGGCAGUAUCCUGGCUUCCAGCCCGUCAACGACGCGGCGUACCCGGACGUCACGAAGCCGACGCCCAUCUUCUUCAUGCCCCUGUUCGAGAAGGUGAGUCCCGCGAGCGCAGCGAGCGGCUUGAGAGGCGAGCCGUUCACCCCGACAGUGAGAGCCACGCUAACUCCCCAGGCGUUCGCCAAGUUCCUCGACGCCAACGCCGACUGGAAGUCCGCAACGGGCUACACGGGCUACGCGGGGCUCGAGGGCGUGAACCCGUCCUACGUGCUUGCGGCGAUUACGGGCGGCAACCCCAGCUGGGUUUGGCGGCAGCGGCCCGGGUUCGACGGGCCGAUCAUCGCCGCCAUCGCGAGGUGCAUGCAGGGCACGGCGCCGUGUGUCGUCUCGACCACCAAUGCGCAGCUCGAAGGUCUCGGCACCAAGGACUCCACGGGCGCGCUCUGGCUCGCGCCCAACCAGCAGCCGGCGUACAUCCCCGGCGAAACGUCCGGUCUCACGGCGACGGACACGAACGGCGUCACGUUCACGGUCAUCGACUUUGACAACCUCAAGGAUGGCAAGAGUUCCGUCUUCUCCUGGGUCUCGGGGCACGCUUAUGCGUUCGCGUGGACCCGCGGCACGCGCUGGCCCAUCCAGGACCUGCUGAGCCCGCGGAUCAAGUUUCUCAAUCCCUGGGGCGUCAAUCCCGAGUCGUGGCCGGGGAGUAACGGCAAGGGACAGUGGGAUGACCCCGCCGAGCUUACCAGUAGCUUCCGCACGUUCCUCGAGAGCGUCAGUGGCGUGUUCACUGUGACUGAUAUGCCUGCGUAG